Molecule: messenger RNA, 534 nt
Organism: Aspergillus puulaauensis
Lineage: Eukaryota; Fungi; Ascomycota; Eurotiomycetes; Eurotiales; Aspergillaceae
Product: SRPBCC family protein
Exons: 2
Coding region: 1-534 (177 amino acids)
Source: RefSeq, a predicted model, not a curated record
AUGGGCGCUACAAACGAGUUUGUCUUCAACGUUGCCUUCACGGUGCCCGUCAACGACCAGCCCGAGGGCCCGAUCAUCACCCUCGAGGAAUUCUGGCGGGGUCUUGAGCGUGGGGGCGAACGCCCUCACCUUUUCGCCGAGUAUGUCGCGGGCACCGAGAUCCUGCCGAACCGCAAGUCGAAGAAUGAGUUCCAACGAAAACUGUCCAUGGCCGAUGGCGCCGUCCACACCGCAAGAGAUGUGAAAGUGAUUCAGGACGUGCGUAACGCGGACAAUCUCCUGACCGAAGCCAUCACGCUUGGCUCGGGGGCACGGAGCACAAUGCUUGUCUCCCGCGGAGGCCACGAGAAGGACGGACCGGACGUGCUAUAUCUGACGGCGAUCUACGAGCUCCAUGUACCAGACGUUGAACCGGGCAGUGACAAGGCCAAGCAGAUCGAACGGGACUACGCGCAACUGGCACAGGGGGCGGCGCGCACGGUGGUGGCCACGAUCCGCAAGUGGAAGGCCGAGGGAGGUCUUGAAGAGCCCUAG